UCUCAUCACCUACAAAACAGACUGUGUGGGGACCGAGCGAGGUGCUCCGUUAAAGGUCCCGGUAUAGGGUAACUACUCGACAGGUGAUGACGAUGCCCAGAGAGGGCAAGCGACUUGCCCAGAGACGUAGAGCACGUCCCGUGACCAGUCACCAAUGCCUUCGUUGAUUUGCCAGGCUCUGUGUCCAGCACUACCCUGGGGACCUCAGAGGGACAGUAUGGAAGCCAACCUGGGCGUCUUUGGCCGCCGGCCCCGCACGGAACUCGAUGACGAGGACUACUACCCCCAGGGUAGCUGGGACACGGUCUUCCUGGUGGCCCUGCUGCUCCUGGGGCUGCCAGCCAACGCACUCAUGGCGUGGCUGGCUGGCUCACAGGCCCGGCAGGGAGCGGGCACGCGGCUGGCCCUGCUCCUGCUCAGCCUGGCUCUCUCUGACUUUUUGUUCCUGGCGACAGCGGUCUUCCAGAUCCUGGAAAUCCAGCACGGAGGGCACUGGCCGCUGGGGACAGCGGCCUGCCGCUUCUACUACUUCCUGUGGGGUGUGUCCUACUCCUCAGGCCUUUUCCUGCUGGCAGCCCUCAGUCUGGACCGAUGCCUGCUGGCACUCUGCCCACGCUGGUACCCAGGGCGCCGCCCGAUCCGCCUGCCUCUCUGGGUCUGCGCCGGGGUUUGGGUGCUGGCCACACUCUUCAGUGUGCCCUGGCUGGUCUUCCCCGAGGCCGUCAUCUGGUGGUACGACCUGGUCAUCUGCCUGGAUUUCUGGGACAGUGAGGAGCUGCCGCUGCGCAUGCUGGAGAUCCUGGGGGGCUUCCUGCCUUUCCUCCUGCUGCUCAUCUGCCACGUGCUCACCCAGGCCGCCUCCUGCAAGACUUGCUGCCGCCGCCAGCCGAGAGCCGCCUGCCGCGGCUUUGCCCGCGUGGCCAAGACCAUCUUGUCAGCCUAUGUGGUCCUGCGGCUGCCCUACCAGCUGGCGCAGCUGCUGUACCUAGCCUUCCUGUGGGACGUCUACCCUGGCUACCUGCUCUGGGAGGCGCUGGUCUACUCCGACUACUUGAUCCUUCUCAACAGCUGCCUCAGUCCCUUUCUCUGCCUCCUGGCCAGCGCCGACCUCCGCGCCCUACUGCGCACAGUGCUAUCCUCCUUCGCGGCAGCUCUCUGCGAGGAGCGGCCAGGCAGCUUCACGCCAGCCGAGUCGCAGACCCAGGUGGACUCUGGUGGGCAGACUGUGCCGGAGCUGGCUGCCGAGGCCCAGCCCCAGGAGAACCCCACGGCCCAGCCACAGGAGAACCCCACGGCCCAGCCACGAUCAGAUUCUAUGGCCCAACCUCAGCUGAACUCCACAGCCCAGCCACAGGCAAACCCCACAGCCCAGCCACAGUCAGGUUCUGUGGCCCAGCCACGGGCAGACCAUGAGGCCCAGCCUGCUUUGGACACUGUGGCCCAGCCACAGGCGAGCUCGGGGCCCCAGACCCCUGGACCUGCUGCCAGCCCAGCCCCCAGCCCCUGCGAUGAAGCUGCCUUUGCCCCAUCCAAGGAUCCCAGCCCAGAGGCCCCUGAGAAGCCGGCUGCGCCGGCGGCCUCUGAGGGGGAAAGCCCCAGCAGCGCCCCUCCGGAGGAGGCUCCUCGUGUGGACCCCACGUGAGAGUCCAGAAGAGCCCAGGCCUUCCAGGCAGCCAGAGGGAGAUGGAGGAACUGGCCAGUCAGAGAGGAGGGGCAUCGUGGAGGAAGUCAUCAUGGAAAGCCCCACCAGUCCCCUGGGCCUGCAGGAGGACUUGGGGGAAGUGAGAACGGAAUGGCCAAAAGUCCCAGACAGUUUGUUGUUGAACGUCACGUUUCUGUCCAGGUCCCACGAGCUCUUCCAUCACUGUCAUGUUUGUCCCCGCCCCCCUCCCAAAGUGGCCCACAGCCCUGAAUGGCCACAGCUGAUGGUGUCCACGGGGCUCUGCCCUCCGGUACCCUCGGGCCCCAUGACGGUUCAGCCUUGCGGGUGCAGGGAGGGACAGCAGAGGGGCUUGAUCUGGCUCCCUCCCACCCGUUCCUCCCUCCCCUUCUCCCUGCACCAUCCUAUAAGCUAGGCGCGAGGGUGCCAAAGGAGAAAGUCGCUGUGGAGGAAGGGUCACUCUGGAGCCAGCAGGAGCCUGCAAGCUGUGAGGGGGCAGGAUGACAGGAGCGGAGGCCAGAGCCGCCAACCCUGGGUUCCAGUCCAGCUCCGGUGGCUCUGGACAAGCUGUUUCCCUCUCUGAGCCCCCUGUUCCACCUGCCAUCGUGAGCAUUAAAUGAGAACGUGUGUGAGGCGCCUAGCAAGAGGCGCAGCACACA
Artibeus jamaicensis (Jamaican fruit-eating bat) is the source of this 2319-nucleotide messenger RNA. It is a transcript of the gene GPR152, whose product is annotated as G protein-coupled receptor 152. Gene Ontology annotation, molecular function: G protein-coupled receptor activity. The record is from RefSeq and is a predicted model, not a curated record. Bases 155 to 1642 code for a protein of 495 amino acids. NCBI's taxonomy places the organism in Eukaryota, Metazoa, Chordata, Mammalia, Chiroptera, Phyllostomidae. The transcript has 2 exons. Gene Ontology annotation, cellular component: membrane. Gene Ontology annotation, biological process: G protein-coupled receptor signaling pathway.